Messenger RNA from Trifolium pratense (red clover), 1813 nucleotides. RefSeq names its product F-box/LRR-repeat protein 14-like. The record is from RefSeq and is a predicted model, not a curated record. Gene Ontology annotation, biological process: SCF-dependent proteasomal ubiquitin-dependent protein catabolic process. The coding region runs from base 122 to 1741 and encodes 539 amino acids. Lineage: Eukaryota; Viridiplantae; Streptophyta; Magnoliopsida; Fabales; Fabaceae. The transcript has a single exon. Gene Ontology annotation, cellular component: SCF ubiquitin ligase complex.
ACGACGGCACCCGGUUCAACACUACUGAACUCUUUCUUCAUCAUGUAAUGUAAGUAUCUCGAUCACUAAUUUUCACAACAAUUCAAUUUUAUUCGUUUCAUCCACAAUAAAAAAUCAAACCAUGGUUGAAGUUGAACAAGAUUUUUAUUUACCGGAUGAUUGUUGGGAACAUGUCUUGAAAUUCCUCAACGACGACGAUAAAGAAAACCGUCGCUACUUGAAAUCUGUCUCCGUCGUCUCAAAACGGUUCCUAUCUAUCACCAACCGUCUCCGAUCCUCUCUCACUAUCUGUAAACAAUUAAGCCCUUUUCUCACUGCCAUCUUCCAUAGAUUCCCCAACCUCACCUCCAUCAAAUUCUUGCGAUUAUGCGGCGACCGCAAUGCAAUUCUCUCUCAAAUCUCUUGUUUCCCAUUCAACAUCACAUCGCUCAAACUAAUAAGCCCACUCUUCAUUCCUGUAAAUGAGUUGCGAGCUUUCUCCCAAAAAAUUACAUCCUUGACGUCUCUCGAAUGUUCUCACAUGAAUUCUAUUAGUGUCACCGACUUGUCCCUCAUUGUGGACUGUUUCCCUUUGCUCGAAGAACUCCACCUUACCAGCAGUGCAAUAUUCUACGGUAACAUGCUCAAUGGGAUAGAGACUCUUUCGUUGGCACUAUCCAAACUCCGCAAGAUUAAUCUAUCUAAUCAUACUUACAUGAACGACCAAUCGGUUUUCCACUUGUUCAACAACUGUAAGCUUCUCGAAGAAGUCAUCAUAUUUGGUUGUUAUGGCAUAACAAAUGCCGGUAUUGCUUCUGCACUUCCCGUGAGGCCAACAUUGAGGUCUUUAUCCUUAACCAAUUAUGUUGAUAAUUGGACAACUUUGUUGGCCAUUGUUAGGAGUUGUCCUUCAAUUAGUGAUAUCAAAAUGGAAUACCCAGAGUUUAGGAAAAAGACUGUGGAUAAUUCUUAUUCUUUGAAGAAUUUUGUUGUAAGUCCUCAAUUAAAGUCUUUAUGCUUGGCUAGGAAUACAUGGUUGAAAGAUGAGAGCAUUUUAAUGUUUGCUUCCAGUUUCCCCAAUUUGCAGUUACUUGAUUUAAGUUAUUGCAAUCAGAUAUCUGAAAGUAUUUGUCAAGUUUUAAUGACAAGCUCUAAAAUUAGGCAUUUAAACUUACAACACUGCUCAAAAGUAAAGUUGCGUGGAUUGAACUUUGAACUUCCUAAAUUGGAGGUGUUGAACUUGUCACAUACUGAAGUUGAUAACGAAAGCAUUAUAACAUUUGCUUCUAGUUUCCCGAAUUUGCAGAUACUUGAUUUAAGUUAUUGCAAUCAGAUAUGUGAAGGUAUUUGUCAACUUUUAAGGUAUUGUUCUAAGAUUAGACAUUUGAACUUACACAGUUGCUUUAAAGUGAAGCUGCAUGGAUUGAACUGUGAAGUUCCCAAAUUAGAGGUGCUAAACUUGUCAAAUACAAGAAUUGAUAAUGAAGAACUCUCUGUGAUCUCAAAGAGUUUUCGUGGGCUUUUGGAACUGUCACUUGAAGUUUGUUCUUUUGUCACAAAAAGGGGAGUGAAUCAUGUGGUAGAAAACUGCACACAAUUGAGAGAGAUCAAUUUAAGGGGCUGCUAUAAAGUGCAUAAAAAUAUUGUUGCGUCAAUGAUAAGUUCAAGGCCAUCAUUGAAAAAGAUAGUUGUUCCACCUCGUUAUCGUUUCAACAACAACAAGAGGGAACAUUUCAUUGGUCAUAUUUGUCUUCUUCGCUAGUAUUAUGAAACUGUUCUGUUGUAGUUUGAUUUUUUUAAAUAAGUUGUUUCUUGUUUUCUGAUAUAUUUUUCU